Cuscuta epithymum is the source of this 1089-nucleotide messenger RNA. NCBI's taxonomy places the organism in Eukaryota, Viridiplantae, Streptophyta, Magnoliopsida, Solanales, Convolvulaceae. The record is from the annotation of a GenBank genome assembly.
UCUCUUGAGCUCGAAUCCUUCAAAGAUACUUGCAUGGUUGAACUCCUCCGAGAUGAAACUAACAACACUAGAACUCUUGGAGAGAUUAUGAAGUUUGCUUUUGGACCUUCAUGGAAUUCUCUUCUCUGUAAAAAUACACUUGUAGCUGAGAAAGUUGAACCUGGCCAUCCUGCGCUUCUUGUGAUUAGCUCUUCUGCUAUAAGAUCCCUGGAACUUCUAAGGGAGUUGAGACCUUUUACUAGAGAAUGCCCUGCUGCAAAGCUUUUCUCUAAGCACAUGAAGAUUGAAGAGCAGGUGUCCGUUCUGAAGAACCGUGUUAAUAUUGCUAGUGGUACACCUAGCAGGAUCAAGAAAUUGAUUGAUAUGGAGGCACUAGGCUUGUCGCGGUUAUCUGUCCUUGUGCUGGAUAUGCAAAUGGAUGUCAAGGGCUAUUCACUGCUAACACUUCCUCAAGUCAGAGAUGAGAUGUGGGAUUUGUACAAGAGCUAUUUUCAUGAGAAAGUACUGGAGGGUACCCUGCGUAUGUGCCUCUUUGGACCAUUACCAAAGAUAUCCGAGGCCAGAAAGGUUGAUGAUGAGUGAUGACUCAUUCUGAUACAACCGUUGCGAGGAUGCUAGUGGGCAAUAAAUGUGACCUGAACAACAUAAGGGCUGUAAGUGUUGAGGAGGGGAGAAGCAUUGCAGAAGCGGAAGGGAUGUUCUUUAUGGAGACGUCCGCCGUCCGCGCUAGAUUCCACAAACGUAAAACAGGCUUUUGAGAUUGUUAUCCGCGAGAUAUAUAACAAUGUUAGCAGAAAGGUUUUGAACUCUGAUUCAUAUAAAGCAGAGUUAUCUGUCAAUAGAGUCAGCCUUGGUCAUAAUAAUAGUAAUGGAUAUGAUGAUGAUGGAUUGAAGCAGAACAAAAACAAGGCUUAUUCUUGUUGUUCUAGGUAGUUAACUGUUUGUCCAAGAAAAAGGUUUUUCGUUUGUUUGACUGUUUGGUGUUUCUGUAAUUUAUUGGUUUGUUUUAAAAUACCAGCAAUUUGUCAAUCACAUUUUAUUCAUACAUCUUUGUGUAAACAAACGAAUCAUUUCAUGAGUUAUGGUCAA